CUAUUUCAUCUCUCGCCGUUCUGAUAUGAAAAAGAGAAAAGAGCCCUGGGAUCGGGGUUGGACUCCCCUCGGAUUUGCAAAAAGCUUCGCUCGUAAGAAGCGAGCGGUGUGUACACAUAGUCCGAAUAGUACGAUUCACAACAACAAGAAUCAUGAGUAAAAUCAUCAGAAAAGUUAUCAGCACUGUUAAAGCUCCAAAAGCUAUUGGACCAUAUAGGAAAUAGAUUUAAGAGCUGUCUAUGGUACAUUUUAAAGCCUACAUCAUCUUGGAAACCAUUGAAGAUUUUUCAAAAAGGGAUUUUGGAAUUGUUUAUGUAUGGUUAAUGUUUCAGACAAUGGAUUUUGUAAGCAAUGAUGUACAAGAGCAAACAAAACAGGCUUUAACUAACAUGAAAGCAAUCCUUGAAGCAGCAGGCUCUUCAUUUGCAAAUGUUGUGGAGACGACAAUAUUGCUUGCUGAUAUAAACGAUUAUAAAGCGGUGAACGAUGUCUACGCCACAUUUUUUAAAGCACCUUUUCCAGCGAGAGCUGCAUUUGAAUGUGCUAAUCUUCCCAAGCGCGGUAAAGUUGAAAUUCGUGCUAAAGCGAUUGUCGGACCACUGGAGGAUAUUGAAUUGUCAUCUAAGUUAUAGUUGUUUGGUAAAGUAGAAAUUAAAGCGAUGGCCAUCGUUGGAGAAGUUCUUGAUUCGUGAAUUGUCACCGUAAUUUGUUUUUUAGAACUGUUGAUAAAAUUGAAAAAUUGUGGUAGUAGUUCAACCUUUUCCCCAGGACUUGUUACGCUUUUUAUAUUUGGACGGCCUCAACAAUUCGUAGCCCGUUGAAUUAUGUGAUUUUUACGGCCAAUUAAAUUCGUCACGUGACCGGCCAGCACUUUGUUUAGGCCGUCCAAAUAUAAAAGGCCCACCAAGUCUUAGGAUGAGGCUGUUAGUAGUUUUGUCUCGCAAUUUUUUUAUAUUUUAAUAAAUUCUUAUUUACAAA
This is a messenger RNA of Hydractinia symbiolongicarpus, 978 nucleotides long. RefSeq names its product 2-iminobutanoate/2-iminopropanoate deaminase-like. Gene Ontology annotation, molecular function: deaminase activity. The record is from RefSeq and is a predicted model, not a curated record. The transcript has 8 exons. Gene Ontology annotation, cellular component: cytosol. Bases 240 to 632 code for a protein of 130 amino acids. Lineage: Eukaryota; Metazoa; Cnidaria; Hydrozoa; Anthoathecata; Hydractiniidae.